ACUAUUUUUUCAAUCAUAAUCCACCCUUAACGUAAGGAACCCAAGUCCCAUGUUUUUCCACUAACACACAAAAUCACACACUACAUACAAAAAAACAAAAUCAGACUAUAUAUAGCAAUCCCUCCACGAUCUAACAUCAUAGCUCCCCCCACCAUUCUCAUAGUCUCUUUUCACCUUUUUUUUUUUUUGGCUCAAAAAUGGAGUAUCCAUCUUCAGCUUCAAAUCCUUCACUACAAUUGAAUUUAGAAACCCUCAAAGCCAUUAAAAUCCUCGGUAAAGGAGCAACGGGCACUGUUUUUCUCGUCCACGACACCUCCAUUGAUCCCACUGCUCGUUCCCCUUUUGCUCUUAAAGUCGUUCGAAGGUUCAACAAUGGCGGAGACCGUCGAACUCGCUGGGAAAUUGGGGUUUUGAAGAUGGUUUCGGAUCCUGACCCGACGCGAAACCACCCGUUUCUGCCACGUCUUUUGGGUUUUUUCGAAACCGAUGAGUUUAUCGGUUGGGCUGUACCUUAUUGCCCCGGUGCUGAUCUUAAUGUACUUCGUCACCAUCAAAACGAUGGCGUUUUUGCUAUUUCUGUUAUAAGGUUUUACUUGGCGGAGAUCCUUUGUGCUCUGGAGCACCUUCAUUUCAUGGGGGUUGUUUAUAGAGACCUUAAGCCUGAAAACGUACUUGUUCAACGGUCUGGUCACGUGACAUUGACGGAUUUUGACCUUUCACGUGGUUUAAAGAAGAAGCAAUUGUCGGAAAUCUUGGAUUACCGGAAAAAUUCGCCGGAAAUCAAUGUCCGACGUAAAUGUCGGGUGAAUUUUACUCAAUGGAUCACGGGUGUAACUUAUAACAAAGCUUUGAAGAAACCGAAAUCAGCUCGAGUCAGCCCAGUGAGUCGUCGGAAACUGAGUUUCUCGAAUGGGGAAUGUUCAAACUCGUUCGUUGGGACAGAAGAAUACGUUUCACCGGAAGUUGUGCGAGGAGACGGUCAUGAAUUCGCCGUCGAUUGGUGGGCUUUGGGUAUAUUAAGCUACGAGAUGAUGUACGGUACGACGCCGUUUAAAGGGAAUAACCGCAAAGACACGUUUAGGAAUGUAUUGGGUAAAGAGCCUGAGUUCAUGGGUCAACGUAACGGUUUGACUGAUUUAAUAGGACGGUUGUUACAAAAGGAUCCGAAAAUGAGACUUGGGUAUCACGGCGGCGCGUGUGAGAUUAAGGAACACCCGUUCUUCGAAGGGGUGAAGUGGGAUAUCUUGACGGAGGUUUUACGACCGCCGUUUAUUCCGUCGGGAGAUGACGCUGAGUUGAUGGAGAACGUAACGGCUCGAGGGAUAGAUAUAAGGGAAUAUUUCUGGAGUUUGAAGGCUUCGUUGUCAAUGCCAUCAUCGCCGUUACAGUCACCGUUAUCGGAGUAUAGACGGAGCGUUUCUUUCACCGAGUUCUAACGCGUGUGUAAGGGAGUUUGAGUGCACGUAUAUAAGCUAAUUCAUUUUUGAUUAUUUGGUUUUGCUAUUACCUUUUUUUAAUUUUUUAUGCUAUUAGUGUACAUUAAAUAAAGCCAUUAUAAAUUGUAAUAAUAAACAAUUGUUUAUGCAAAUAUUAUAAUUUUGAUUAAUUUUAACAUAAA
Messenger RNA from Gossypium arboreum, 1618 nucleotides. RefSeq names its product serine/threonine-protein kinase UCNL. NCBI's taxonomy places the organism in Eukaryota, Viridiplantae, Streptophyta, Magnoliopsida, Malvales, Malvaceae. Bases 198 to 1436 code for a protein of 412 amino acids. The record is from RefSeq and is a predicted model, not a curated record. Gene Ontology annotation, molecular function: protein serine/threonine kinase activity; ATP binding. The transcript has a single exon. Gene Ontology annotation, biological process: protein phosphorylation. Gene Ontology annotation, cellular component: plasma membrane; cytoplasm; nucleus.